GUUACAUACUAGUUGCAGCUUGGUACACACAUUGUUUAAAAUCACUGAAACCAACUUAAAGAUUCUCAAACACUGCCUGUCAUCAAUACUGCAAUACAGGUAUUAGCGCACGAAUACAUCUCAAAAAGUGAUCAUCUAUUGCAGGUGGCUCUGACCAAAAUUUGGUUUGUAGGUUUCAUUCAAAACUGUUCUCACACCGAAUUUCGUCUGCACUAUAAACAAGUCUGAGUCGUAAUAAUAGGAAUCACGUAUUGAGAAAUUAUAUUAAUCGACUGUGUGAUACCUCACUCUUAGGAAAAUAUGAUGAUGAGUAAGAAAGGCUCUGCCUUAAAAUUUGAUGAGCGCGGUAGUAAUAUUAGUAUGUUUCCUACAACACAGUACGACUUCGUAGACAUACACUCUGGUGCCAAAUAUGCCUGCACUUCAAUUGCAGUUUUGGCUGGUUCAGUAUUGCUAACACUGGGCGAGGGUUCAGCCAAGGCGUUUGCUACAGAAGAGAGUGUGCGUACGUUGAUUGAAGAGGGGUGCAAACUACAAGGAAACUGGAUAGACAUUAACGAGUCCAGAAACUCGAAGGGUAUGGUACAGAAUAUGGCCGCGGUUGAUGAAAUCUGCAACCUAGAAGAAAGUCCGGCCCGCGCAGCGCCUUCCUGCCUUUGGGGACAACUUUGUGGCAAAGACUACGGUAUGGAUAUAGCGGACGCGGUCAGAUCGUUAGUUGUGAACAAAAACGAGGUCACUGUGUACGUGCUGACUGUGCAUAAGCACUCAACGAUGGUUGCCUUCCUGGGAAAAAGUGGAGUGAUUGUUUUCGAUUCACAUAGAAGAGAGCGUAGGUUCGGAUUGGCUCCGGGGGCAAAUGACGAGAGUGGCAGUGUACUGGUGCGUCUCAAGGACACCGAAAGUUUGAUUUCAUACUUUCAUAGAUUGUACUGCGCAACACAAUUCCCUGAGAGUUUAUUUACUUUACAACAACUGACUGCUGAAGGGGCGAACGAUGUAGCCGCGACGCAUUUGAUUAACAGACUAGCACUCGCGACAAGUGCCACAGUACAGUUCAGCCUGGAACGAAGUCUGCCCGAUUUGACUAAGAAGCUAUCAAGAGGCAACAAUUCUUCGAAUUCGCUAUCUUCGAUAUCAUCGAUGUUCAAGAAGAAAACGUCUUUCUUCACGAAGAGGCCUGCGCUACCAACUGCGUAAAUGGGUUUAUGGACAGAUCUUCACCUAUCACAAACUCUAUAACAAUAUACCGGUACACAAAUAAUUAACAAUGACUUAGAAUAGCAGCAUAAUUCACAAUAUAUGGAAAAACGAGUGUCAGUAAACGAAUCGAGAACACCAAAAUUUGGCACAUAUUAUAGCUGAUGGCAGCCAAAAAUAAAACAUGAUUAAUCUAC
This is a messenger RNA of Sphaeroforma arctica JP610, 1397 nucleotides long. RefSeq lists its product as hypothetical. NCBI's taxonomy places the organism in Eukaryota, Ichthyosporea, Ichthyophonida. The record is from RefSeq and is a predicted model, not a curated record. The transcript has a single exon. The coding region runs from base 301 to 1200 and encodes 299 amino acids.